Molecule: messenger RNA, 1521 nt
Organism: Ylistrum balloti
Lineage: Eukaryota; Metazoa; Mollusca; Bivalvia; Pectinida; Pectinidae
Product: alkaline phosphatase, tissue-nonspecific isozyme-like
Exons: 9
Coding region: 25-1521 (498 amino acids)
Biological process (GO): dephosphorylation
Molecular function (GO): alkaline phosphatase activity
Source: RefSeq, a predicted model, not a curated record
GCAGGUAGCACAGAUUGGAAUCAAAUGGCAAAGGACAGUCUUGAUGAAUCUCUGAAAUUAGAACAAAUAAAUAAAGUUGCAAAGAACGUGAUACUGUUUAUCGGGGAUGGACUCGGAAUUUCGACCAUAACGGCAUCAAGAAUACUUAAAGGACAAAAGAUGGGCAAUCCUGGGGAAGAAACAGUCUUGGAGUUCGAAAAAUUCCCAAAUGUAGCCUUGUCAAAGGUCUAUGGAUCCGAUAAGAUGGUGCCCGACUCCGCCGCUACAGCCAGCGCCCUGAUGUGUGGGGAGAAGACCAACUGGUACCUUGUUGGUACCCGAGACCCGGUGGCCAUCUCCGACUGUGUUGCCUCUAAAGCUGAAAAUAUGAAAAUGACGUGUAUCCUUGACCAUUUUCAAGCUGAAGGUCGGUCUACAGGCGUAGUAACGACUGCACGUGUUACACAUGCCACACCCGCGUCAGCGUAUGCUCACACGCCAAACAGAGACUGGGAGGGGGACUACCAAACUGCUGGUAUUCCUGGAGACUGCAAGGAUAUCGCCUAUCAGCUGAUAUAUGACAACAGCGACAUCAAUGUUGUACUGGGUGGCGGAAGGCGGUCGUUCCUACCUAACAGCACGGUCGACCCAGAGACCAACACCGUCGACAAGCGACAGCGUCGGGAUGGACACGAUCUUAUACAGAUAUGGAAAGAUAUUCAGACCACAAAAGGCCGCUCGCAUGAGUAUGUAUGGAACAAAGGACAGUUCGAUAACAUCAACCCCGCAAACACGGACUACCUUCUAGGGUUGUUUGGACCGAGCCACAUGCAAUAUUCACUCGAUCGUGAUUCGUCAUCAGCCGGUGAACCAACACUUGCCGAGCUUACAGAGAAAGCUAUCAACAUACUCAAAAAGAACGAUAAGGGUUAUUUCAUGAUGGUGGAAGGUGCGCGUAUAGACCACGCCCAUCAUGAUUCCUUGGCUAAACACGCCCUAGAGGAGACGUUGGCCUUAGAAGCGGCAGUCAAAAAAGCAGUCGAUAUGACGUCAAUACAAGACACUCUCAUCAUCUUCACUUCCGACCACUCCCAUGUGUUCAACAUCGGGGGCUACACACAGAGGGGAAAUCCUAUCUUCGGUAUUGCGGAGCCGCAAUCUGACGAACCACCUCUUGACGGUCUCCCGUAUACCGUGUUAGGCUAUGGUAACGGGCCUAAUCGGGUACUGAAUGGAACGAGGGUCAACCUCACCAACGUCAACACAGCUGCUAAAGACUACACACCUGAGAGCGCCAUCCCUCUAGCCUACGAGACCCACGCAGGAGAGGACGUUGGGAUAUAUGCACGUGGUCCGAUGGCACACCUUAUUCAAGGCGUUAAAGAACAGCAUUACGUGGCGCACGUGAUGCAGUAUGCUGCGUGUGUCGGCGACUACAGAUUCGACUGUAAGCGCAAGGAAAUAAAUGCUGCAGGACAACUUGUACCCAGUGUGUUGACAAUCUUCCUGUCGAUAUGUUUAAAAUUUAUGUCAAGCAUUUGA